Molecule: messenger RNA, 1407 nt
Organism: Angiostrongylus costaricensis
Lineage: Eukaryota; Metazoa; Nematoda; Chromadorea; Rhabditida; Metastrongylidae
Source: the annotation of a GenBank genome assembly
AUGGACAGAACUCAGUGCGAAAUGAAGUGCAUGUCUGGAAAAACAUCUUUCGUGAUUUCAGAUGAUGCUUCAAUAUUGUCCCACAUACCAGAACGAUGUACCUAUGCUCGUGACGGUGGUUCUGGCAAGGAAUACAAUGUGAAAUGGUUGAUGAUGCUUCAAUAUUGUCCCACAUACCAGAACGAUGUACCUAUGCUCGUGACGGUGGUUCUGGCAAGGAAUACAAUGUACUUUAACAUCAAAAACUUACGUUGUGAACAAUUCGUCAAUAGGGGACAAGGCGGGAACGGCAACCAGUUUGAGACGAUCAGCGAUUGUGAACGCAUUUGUUCACCUCAACCUGCUCUCAUCACUCCAUUUGAGGAAUUAAUGACGGAGAAGAGCCUACCACGUACAGUCGCUGGUCCUCCUAGUAUUUCUGGUCUAAUUUCUGAUGAACAAUCAGAGCAUGUUAGCUCGCAGACUGUAGUAGACGAAGACACUUUAGACUAUAAUGACGAGAUGUCUGGCACCACUUCGGUGAAGGUCACUGCGUCAGUCCCGGCUCUCAGUAAUUCGAUCGACAGUCGUAUAACUCUCGAGCCUAUACCGCCGGCUUUCAGUAAUUCGAUCGACAGUCGUAUAACUCUCGAGCCUGUACCAGCCCCACCAGCACCAGUUGAUGCUCAACCACCUGGCCAUGAGCCGUCUCCACCAGCUGCUCAAGCCGCUAAGACUGUUGUCGAGAACGAAGAAAUACGCAAAAUUUCUUUCAUCAGUACAAAGGAACCAGAGACGAAGAAGAUUUACAAGGCUGAUCCGAUUCCGGCAAAACCAGAUCCCACUGUCAACGAAGGAUUUCCAAUUGUUGGAGCCAGCCCUCCGAUGUCCGUGAACUACCAAACGGGAGAGAUCAAAAACCGAGCAAGUGGCAUUCGCACAUUCCAGGAAAGUUUUGGACGGAUCGACGAAGAAGAUUCAGAUCUUUCCGAAAAUGAAGGAGAACGACGACACCUCUUGCAUUCGUGCCCGAAUAGACUACGGGAAAUACGGUAUGCCGAUGGACGACCGGUGAUGUGUCUGCCUGGAAAGAACCAGUGUCCAGAAAAAUCUGUGUGUUACUUCAAUGGUGUGGACUAUUUCUGUUGUCCCAACGAGGAAGAUCCGUAUGACAAACACGUGUUCGGGGGUUAUGAUGGUGAGGAGAUAAAACACGGCUACAAAGUGUUCGGUCCACUCAACAUCCGCCGUCUCAUGGAUGAGGUUCCGAUCCGAGUGCGCAGAAUGGCGACUCUGAGCAGGCAUCGACGACGAGCCGCGAACUCUAUCCUGAACGCGGCACCAGACUCGUUCAACAUGGAGUCCAUCAUCGCUCCUCUUCGAUUCGACGGCGAGUUGAAAUCAUUAUAUCACGGCCGAAAAUUAUGA